Ostreococcus lucimarinus CCE9901 is the source of this 3285-nucleotide messenger RNA. RefSeq lists its product with no specific name. The coding region runs from base 1 to 3285 and encodes 1094 amino acids. The record is from RefSeq and is a predicted model, not a curated record. NCBI's taxonomy places the organism in Eukaryota, Viridiplantae, Chlorophyta, Mamiellophyceae, Mamiellales, Bathycoccaceae. Gene Ontology annotation, molecular function: nuclear export signal receptor activity. Gene Ontology annotation, cellular component: cytoplasm; nuclear pore. The transcript has a single exon. Gene Ontology annotation, biological process: protein export from nucleus.
AUGCGCGCGAGCGAGCGCGAGGAGUGUCGCGCGUUCGCGCUGCGAUGGACGCUGGACGCGGAGGGCGCGGCGAGGGCGGUGAGGAAUCAGAUGACGGCGUGCUGCGCGACGCUGGUGAAGCGCGCGGCGGUGGACGCGGACGACGCGACGAAGAUGGCGACGCUGGGGGCGUGCGAACGCGAGGUGCGGGCGAAGAUGGAAUCGUCGAAGGGGGAAUCGGACGCGGAGACGAUGGGACUGGAGGUGUUCGCGGCGAUCGUGAGCGAGUUCGCGCCGGGGACGGCGAGCGAACUGGGGACGACGUGGGAGCGGCACGAAGGAUGUCGAGCGAGCGCGGAGAAACAUUUUUUGAAACCGUUCUUCGCGCACGGGUGCGAAGCGGCGAGACGGUGCGUGGAGACGGGGAGGGUGAGCGAUGGGAGCGAUCGGGGGGCGUGCGCGGCGGCGCUGCGGUUGAUGAACGCGGUGUUGAGUUGGGAUUUUAAUAGAGACGUGAGUUACGGGUUUCGGGGACGGGCGUUUCCGAGCUCGGAGAGCGCGGCGAACGCGUUCGUGAAGCUCACGCCGGGAAUGGAGUGGAGGGAUGUGUUGUUGAAUCCAGGCGCGCUGGAUUGGUUGUUCGACUUGCACGCUGGGGCGGAGAGUGCGGUGUUGGCGGGCGGAGGCGUCGAGGCGAAGCGCGUCGCCGCGGCGAGUCGCAAGACGCUGAGCGCGCUCUGCACGCUCAGUGGAUGCGUGUUUCCCCCGCGGGAUGCGGACGAUAGCCUGAGACAGGGCCAUUUCGUGCGAUGCGCGCGCGCGAUCGCCAAGUAUCUCUUACCGGCUGCGACGAGCGUGCGCGCGGCGUUGGAGGGGCACGGAGAAGACGCCCUCAUCGACGGCUGCCGCUCCAUGUCCGCGUUGGCGCUCGUGCACGACGCCAACGAUUUCGCGAGUUUAUCGCUCGGUCCGGAGUUGAACGAGCGUACCGCGCUAGACUUACUCGGCGAGCUCACGUUAGAGUGCUUGAAUCAAGACGCGCUGUCGGUGCAGUGCGAGGGCACGGUGACGGAUGAUUGUUUAAAGAUGCUCCUCGAGGCGUGGGCGUCGUUGGUGAACAAGGGCAUGAGCGCGCCGGGAGGCGUGGAAACGGCGGUUCCGAGCGCGGUUUUAGAAGGAGCGGCAAAUAUUUCGCACGCUUACGUCGUCGCUGGGUUGAAAGCCGCGCGCGAGGGCGCGCACGAAGAGGACGAUGGGCACGAAGAGGAGGGCCAAGCCGGGGCGGCGGCGCUCGACGCGAGACUCGAACUCGCCGCCCAAGUCUUGCGCGCGCAUCCCACGACGACUUUACCGACGCUGCAGCACGUUUUAGUUGAAAAGCGAAACUCGCUUCCCGCGUGCAUGGCGAGCGGUCAAGAUCCGAGUGAGUUGUUGGAGGAAUUAUGGUGGCUGACGCGCCUGGCUGCGCACGUGCUCGCGGAUGACGGCGACGGCGAAACGCCGAUUCCACCAGACUCCCUCGCUGCGGCGUCCGCAGCCACGGCACCAGGCGCACCAAACUGCGUAGUGGAACUCGCGCGAGCGUUGAUCGAUUUCGGUUGCUUGGCGCUCGACGCCAACGCGCGCGGCGCGCUGUCGCCUCGCCUGCUCGAAACCGUCGUGUGGGCGCUCGCGCGUUGGGCGGAUACGUAUUUGAUUCCAGAGGAUUCCGGCGGUAGCUUACACGCUGCGGUGUACGCCGCCGCUGGAGGCGUGCGACGAGGUGCUGACAUCGCGAACAAGCUCGCUGAGAACGGUGGGGGAAUGUUCAGCGAAAGAAACGGUGGCGUGGAGGCGCUCGACGCGCUCGUGCAAAUCGGCGUCAAGGCGCUCAGCGAUUGGCCGGGGGAGACGAGUUUACAAAAAACAAUCGGAUUCGUGUUGUUUCCCGUGCUCACGCGACGAAAGACGCUGUUGAAGCACUUAGUAAACAUGCCUUCGUGGGAUGCGUUGCGUCAGGCGUGCGCUGGGGCGCAUCAUGAGCGCGGCGUCGUCGCGUUCCCGCCCGAAGUCCAUCGCGGUUUGAGCGAGUGCGUCGGGCGCGUCGCCGCGAGCGUGAUUGAUCCCGCGCAGUGCGAGGCGUAUGUGAACGCCCUCAUCACGCCCCCGGGCGAAGUCAUCGCCGCGGUAAGCGUCGAUCGUGAGGGUUUACAUCACCCCGAAGGCGAGGCUCGAGCGUGCGCCGCGCUCGAGGCGUUGCGAGGCGUCGUGCGAUCGACGAAUGGAAAGAGCCAACCGGCGGUUUUCAACUUUUUCGUCGCAGCCGUCGAUCACUUGCUAAAUUUGCAAACGCUCGCGAAAGAUUUAGGACGAGUGAUGAAGCUAUUGCUGCGCCUGACCGAGGAGUUCGUCGAGGCCAACUCGCCGUAUCUCAACGCCCAACAAGUGGAUUGGGUGUGUCGGUAUUGCCUGCGCGUGGUGGAGACGUACGCGAAAUCCGGCCGCGGCGCCGUCAAGUCGGAAGCCGGCGCGCUAUUGAGUCAAGAGGCGGUAAAAGAGGCGUAUAAAGAAGUUCGCGCGCUAUUGCGCAUGCUCACGCACAUGUCGAGCGGAAACUUACACGACGCCAUCAUCGAGAGCGCGCCGCCCGACCAGGCGGCGGCGCUCGCGGAACAAAUCGACAUCGCUCGCGUCGUCUUCGCCGGUUUGAACGCCGUCAUCCCGCUCAUCACGGAUGAAUUGCUCAAGUUCCCCAAGCUUUGCAGACAAUAUUUCGAGCUUUUGGCGUACAUGCUCGAGGCCUACCCCAAAAAAGUCGCGCAGCUAGCGCCCGACUUAUUCGGCACCCUCAUGUCGACGCUCGAAUUCGGCUUGAAGCACGCCGACGAGACGGUGAGUAAGGAGAGCAUGACUGCGCUCGGCGCCCUGGCCACGUUCCAAUGCAACAGUGCGAAGACACAAACCAUCGGUUUAGGCGCACACAUGGCCCCUAACGCCGAGGGCGUGUCCAUCCUCGCCCAUCUCAUGCGCCUCUUGUUCCACCGUCUCGUCUACGAGGAAGCCGUCUUCAAUCUCGUCGACGAAGCCGCCGACGCACUCCUCCCCAUCAUCCUCCACGAGCGCCCGGCGUUCCAAAAUCUCGCCUCUGCCUUCAUCUCCGCCGUCGCCGACGAGCCACGAAGCGUCGAUUUACUCCAAAACGCCUUCGUCGCCCUCACGAGCGCCAACGGCCUCGCCGAGGGCGUCGACCGCGUCAACAAGCGUCGCUUCCGUCGCAACCUCGCCGAUUUCCUCACCGUCGCUCGCGGCGUCUUGCGCACGCGUUAG